Messenger RNA from Theileria equi strain WA, 1398 nucleotides. Its product is annotated as tRNA-pseudouridine synthase I, putative. Gene Ontology annotation, biological process: tRNA pseudouridine synthesis. Gene Ontology annotation, molecular function: RNA binding; pseudouridine synthase activity. The transcript is spliced from 6 exons. Lineage: Eukaryota; Apicomplexa; Aconoidasida; Piroplasmida; Theileriidae. The record is from RefSeq and is a predicted model, not a curated record. Bases 1 to 1398 code for a protein of 465 amino acids.
AUGUUUCCUGAGUUUAUUUUGUGCCUUUUUGUAGUAUACAUCGCAAGCGUAACCAAGGGUGUAGGUGUUACAAUCUCUGGAAGGACCGUGAGCCGUUUUAACAGAGCUAUACAGAACAAACGCUCCAGAUUCAAACAUUUACAAGCUAUAUUUGGUACAAAUACUCACUUUGGAUUUUUAUACCAGAUAUCGGCGAACCGUGGUACGAUUUUAACAACUAGACCAAAAUAUAGCAAAAGUCUUCCAAUGUCAAACGAGAAUAUAGUUUCAAAUACCCUUCAACAUGUAAAGGAGAUACCAAAAACAAACUUGAUUAUGACGGUAUCGUAUGAUGGGACGGACUAUUCCGGGUUCGUAGGUCCAAUGUUGUUUCUAAAGGAUUAUGGAAUUGACACUAAAGAUCACCCCGCAAAUAUUAGCAGUGUUAGCAAUGAAUUAUUAAGAGCAAUGACAACAGUACAUGGUUAUUUUGGGAAAAGGAAGAGAGUAAAGCGGAAUAAUUCCACAGAAAUACAGGCGACAAAUGUUGAUGCUAAAUCUAAUGAAACGGAUCAAUCUUUAGAAAAAGAAACCCCAAAACAUUGUAGUAUAGAAGAAUACAGUGCGGAAGAAUUUGAGAGGCGUUUUUCGCUUAUAACAUCGAGCAGAACAGACAAGGGUGUUCAUUCACUUGACACUACAUGUCAAUAUUUAUCCUUCGACAGAAAUCUCCCAUUCGAAGACUUGGACUACGUUCAUGAUAUGCUGAAUAACUUGUUACCAAAGGACAUAAAAGUGACAUCUGUGAUAAAAUCGCCAACAGACGAGUUUCAUGUGCGUCAUCACAACCUUGGCAAGCUUUAUACAUAUAAAGUCGACCUUUCUCCGUUACCAUCGAUAUUUGAGCGAAAAUACUAUUGGCAAAUAAUGGCUGACAAACACUUCCGAAGCACACUCUUAAAUAAAUAUAAGAACCUAAAGGCACCUUUCUGUCUUAAAAAACUGCGUGAAACCGCAGAUAUUUUCGAAGGUACCCACAGUUUUCAGGCUUUUAGAAGAACCAGCAGGGGAAACGAACGCAAUAAUAUAAUAGAUCCGAUUUGCACAAUAUAUCGCAUUGAUGUUGAUUCUAAAGAUUGUGGUGAUAUCAAAAGGCUAGAAAUAAGUAUUAGGGGCAACAGAUUCUUAUACAAAAUGGUUAGGUGUAUAACAAGCCACCUGAUAUUGGCUGGAUUUGGUGUAUUAGAUACAAAAGAUAUUAAAAAUGCGUUAGAUACUGGAAUCGAAAUUCCGAAUAUACCAAGUGCACCAGGUCAUGGAUUAUACUUAAAAAAUGUGUUCUUUGAGGAAGAAGUACAAAAUAAAAUAAAUGAAGCCAAAGAAAGGUAUAUUAAAAGGUUGAAUAAAAUUCUCAACUAA